GCCCCAAGAAUCUCAUAUUUGUAUCCUCGCCGCCGUUUCAAUGCGGAAAACUGUAUUUCGAGCAUAGGUACAAUCCUGUUGUGUCUGCAAGAUGCCUGCUGAAAGUUCAAGGUGGGAUACGCUUGAAGCCUUGAAAAAAUCCGCGAAAGGGAAACUAAAAUAUAACACACAUUGGGGACAAGAUGGGGAGGAUAUUCUGUCUGAGUGUGAUGCUCCACCAAGCCUAUCCCCUCUUUCUGGGGUGUUCCUGAAACGGCUGAGUAACCGGCCCUUGCAGAAGACCUGCUCCCUCGGCUCUCCUUCCCGUGACUCCAGCCCAGGUCAAUCUGAGGAUGUGCUUGUGUCCAGUUCUGCGCCAACCAGCCCUCGCCUCCUCGCCCCGGCUCCACAGUCUCCCCUGGCCUCUCCUCCUCAGUCUCCCCUCACCUCUCCGCCUUCACCCUCUAGUUCAGAGGUCAAGGAAGAAGAGAACACACAGGAUCAGGAGAUAGCUGGUGGACCCAGCCCAGAGCUCAGUUCUGCCCCCAGCCCUACUCCACCCCCCACCAUCUCCUUGCUGUCACCCCGGGCUACUCAGAUGGCAGGCUGCAUCCGUGUCUGUGAGGAGAAGCAUCGUGCCAAAGCCAAGGUGGUGUUGAGUGCCAGGCAGGAGCUGCAGGAACGGCUGGUGGAAACUGUGGCCAGCCGGGAGUCUGAGCAGAUGAAGCGCUUUGAGGAAUAUAUGGAGUUAAAGCAGAGACAAGAGUACCAGAGCAUGCGGGACAUGAUGGAAAAAGAGACUCAGGAGAGUAUGGGCCGCCAGGAAAAGCUGAAGGAGGAGCAGAGGCACAGGAUGAAGAUCCUGAACUUGCGUCUGCGAGAGUUGGAGCAGCAGCGCCUGCGGGAGGCGGAGCUGGAGCGGCAGCGGCAGGCAGAAGGCAGGGAGAGGCUGCGCACGCUCAACGCCGUCCAGGAGGAGGUGCUGCAGCUCAACCAGCAGCUGCAGCCCUCUGCUCCAUCUCAGGCCUCGCCCACCCCUGACCUGGCCUCCUACACUACACGUGGCAACCAGCUGUGCUCGCAGGUUUCCGAGGUUAUACGCACUACAGCUGAGGGGCAGUUCCCCAGCAUAGAGGAUAUGGCUGUGGCUGACCGGGCCUUGCAGGACAUGAGGGCUCUGGUGAGGGCCAUGCAGCUGGAGGCUGCCCAGGCCCAGGAGAAGAGGAGGAAGGACGAGGAAGAGGAGAAAGAGCGCAGGAAGCAGGCAGAACUGCAGGCUCAGCUGGAGGAGCAGAAAAAAAGUGCUGCGCUCUCUGCCAAGGAGAAAGCCAGAAAAAAGGGGCUGCAGAUAAAAGCAGAAGAAAGCACUCUCAAAUGGUACCAGGAGUUGCAAGAUUCUGCAAACCAGUGUGCACUGUCAUUUGAAGACCUCAACAACACCAAAGAUCAGCAGAGUAAAAGGCUAAAGAUGGAGCUUCAGAAGGCAGCCUCAAUCCCCGUCAGCCAGAUCUCCAGGACCUCAGGCUCCAAGUUGAGGGAAAUCUUUGACAAGAUUGACACGGUGCUAUCUGGACGUUCAAUGCAGUCAGGCGGCAAGUCGAUCUCUGCUUCCCAGCAUCCACACGGCCUGGCCUUUGUCAGCUAUAAACUAGCUGAGAAGUUUGUGAAACAAGGAGAGGAGGAGGUGGCCUCACAUCAUGAGGCUGCAUUCCCGAUUGCUGUGGUGGCUUCGGGGGUGUGGGACCUGCACCCCAAGGUGGGGGACCUCAUCCUGGCCCACUUGCACAAGAAAUGCCCUUAUUCUGUGCCCUAUUAUCCCCCCAUGAAGGAUGGCACAUCAGUGGAGGAGUAUCAGAGGAUCCUGGGAUACCGAGUGGAUGACUCAGGAGUGGAAGCGCAAGACAGCUUCCUCAAAAGAAUGUCAGGGAUGAUCCGACUCUAUGCUGCCAUCAUACAGCUGAGAUGGCCCUAUAACAAACAGGGGCCUGCGCCUCAUGGUCUGAACAAUGGCUGGCGCUGGCUGGCCCAGAUGUUGAACUUGGAGCCCCUGGCUGAUGUCACAGCCACCCUUCUUUUUGACUUUCUGGAGGUGUGUGGCCAUGCCCUGAUGAAGCAGUACCAAGGACAAUUCUGGAAACUGAUCUUUCUUAUUAAGGAGGAGUACUUUCCCAGAAUCGAGGCGGUUACCAGCACAGGCCAGAUGGGCUCUGUGAUGAGACUCAAGCAGUUCCUUGAGAGUUCUUUGAGGCGCAAAGAUAUUCCUCCCCCGAAAGGUCAGCUAAGCUCCUCUUUCUGGAGGACUUGAAUUGGUGAGGGAGGGAGGGAGGAACAGGAAACGCCCAUAACUGAGAACAUCUGGCCAGCACAGCUGGAGGAAUGACAGUCUUCAUCCCAGUGACGCCCAGUGUCUCGAGAUACCGUGAUAAUGUAUUUAGUUCCGUCCAGAAAUGACACUAUGGCAGAAAUUAAUCUGCGUUGCAUCUGUGAAGUGUUAGUUUCUUCAUGCAGUUUUUAUCUGGCAUAUGCUCAUCAUGGAUGUAACAUGUAGAAAGCCUUGCUCAUGUUAUUACUUUGUUUUUGGCACAGUCAUGGUUGUGUCAGGCGUAGAGAAUUAACUGAGGGUUUUAGAUUGCACUUGUUUUUUUGUUUUGUUUUUUUUUCUUCUCAGAAGAAAUUUGGUGAAAUGACAUUUAUGUUAUUGGAGAGCGGGAUUCUGUCUGGUGCUGUUCGAUGAAUUACAUGAAGUGCAUCUGAAGACAAAUUUAUUUGUCUUAACCUCAAAUUUUAAUUUGACAAAACUUGAAAUGUAUGCAGUGCAAGUUUGCUUUGGAAUUUUAUAUUACUAUGUCUGUUCUAAAGUAGACCAUUGCCUGAAUGAACGCUAAUGAAUAUGUACCAUUUGUUCAGUUUGCAAAAUGCCAUUUCUGUUUUUUCUUAUGUAACAUUUUAAUUUUUUAAUCAAUUAUUCUCACGAACCACAGUAUCCUCUCUACAAAAGCCAUACAGUGUCACAGAUUAAUAUGUACUACAUCAUAUCAGGUAAUUUAUUGUGUUAUAAAGCUGUACAUUAGUUGUAAGCAAUUAUCAUUAUGUCAUGUAAUAUAUUUGUCCAAAGAACAAUUUACCUGAAAGCCUUGUAUAUUGAUGCAUACUUUUUAUAUAUAGUGUGUGAAUUAAAUAUGCAAACCAAGUGCA
Molecule: messenger RNA, 3174 nt
Organism: Conger conger (European conger)
Lineage: Eukaryota; Metazoa; Chordata; Actinopteri; Anguilliformes; Congridae
Gene: gle1
Product: GLE1 RNA export mediator
Exons: 16
Coding region: 92-2284 (730 amino acids)
Biological process (GO): regulation of translational initiation; poly(A)+ mRNA export from nucleus; regulation of translational termination
Cellular component (GO): nuclear pore; nuclear pore cytoplasmic filaments; cytoplasm
Molecular function (GO): phospholipid binding; inositol hexakisphosphate binding; translation initiation factor binding
Source: RefSeq, a predicted model, not a curated record